GAUGUGCUGCCCCAGAAAUGGCUUUCUCUCUUUCACUGUUGUCCUGUGAAUGGUUUAAGCCCUCUUGUGAUGGGACGAUUCACCUUUUUUGAGUCGUUAGGUGGACGACUGAUUUCUAGCGUACUCUUUCUCCUCCCCCGCUACCCAGAACUAUUGCUCCGAGAAGGGACAAGGGAGUGAGGCAUUGAAAAGCCAGAGGAAGAUUUCUUUCAGGAGUUUUUGUCAUUGACUGGGUACCUACGCAAACCAGACACUGUGUUAGGCUGUAUGGUGGUUGCCAAGAGGAACCAGACUCACAUCCAGAUCUCUUCUGCUCCAGAAACUUACAGUCUCGUGGGGAGGAAGGACCUAUGGAUGACCAACUGUACUACAAGAUGAAGUAAAGAAGAUCUUAGAUAAGUUUUACAAGAGAAAAGAAAUUCAGAAACUGAGUGCUGAUUAUGGACUCGAUGCUCGUCUCUUCCACCAAGCUUUCAUAAGCUUUAGAAAUUAUAUCAUGCAGUCUCAUUCCCUGGAUGUGGACAUUCACAUUAUUUUGAAUGAUAUUUGCUUCAGUGCAGCUCACGUGGAUGAUUUAUUUCCAUUUUUCUUGAGACAUGCAAAACAGAUAUUUCCUGUGUUGGAAUGUAAGGAUGAUCUACGUAAAAUCAGUGACCUAAGAAUACCGCCUAACUGGUACCCAGAAGCCAGAGCCUUACAGCGGAAGAUAAUAUUCCAUUCAGGUCCCACAAACAGUGGAAAGACUUAUCAUGCAAUCCAGAAAUACUUGUCAGCAAAAUCUGGAGUAUAUUGUGGCCCUUUAAAAUUACUGGCACAUGAGAUCUUCGAAAAGAGUAAUGCUGCUGGUGUGCUAUGUGACUUGGUAACAGGUGAAGAACGUGUGACAGUAGAGCCAGAUGGGAAACAGGCUGCCCACGUUGCUUGUACUGUUGAGAUGUGCAGUGUUACAACUCCUUAUGAAGUGGCCGUGAUUGAUGAAAUUCAAAUGAUUAAAGAUCCAGCCAGAGGAUGGGCCUGGACCAGAGCACUACUAGGACUCUGUGCUGAAGAAAUCCAUUUGUGUGGAGAAUCUGCUGCUAUUGACCUGGUUACCGAGCUUAUGUACACAACUGGGGAAGAUGUGGAGGUUCGAACCUAUAAGAGGCUUACCCCCAUUUUUGUGCUGGAUCACGCAUUAGAAUCUUUAGACAACCUUCGGCCUGGGGACUGCAUUGUCUGUUUUAGCAAGAAUGAUAUUUAUUCUGUGAGUCGACAGAUUGAAAUUCGGGGAUUGGAAUCAGCUGUUAUAUAUGGCAGUCUCCCACCUGGGACCAAACUUGCUCAGGCAAGAAAGUUUAAUGAUCCUGAUGAUCCAUGCAAAAUCCUGGUUGCUACAGAUGCAGUUGGCAUGGGACUUAAUUUGAGCAUAAGAAGAAUUAUUUUUUACUCCCUUAUGAAGCCCAGUAUCAGUGAAAAGGGAGAGAAAGAAAUAGAACCAAUCACCACCUCUCAAGCCUUGCAGAUUGCUGGCAGAGCUGGUAGAUUCAGUUCAAAAUUUAAAGAAGGAGAGGUUACAACAAUGAAUCGAGAAGACCUCAGUUUAUUAAAGGAAAUUUUGAAUAGGCCUGUGGAGCCUAUAAAGGCAGCUGGUCUUCAUCCAACUGCUGAACAGAUUGAAAUGUUUGCCUACCAUCUCCCUGACACAACGCUUUCUAACCUCAUUGAUAUUUUUGUAGACUUUUCACAAGUUGAUGGGCAGUAUUUUGUCUGCAAUAUGGAUGAUUUUAAAUUUUCUGCAGAGUUGAUCCAGCAUAUUCCAUUAAGUCUACGAGUGAGGUAUGUUUUCUGCACAGCCCCUAUCAACAAGAAGCAGCCUUUUGUCUGUUCUUCAUUGUUACAGUUUGCCAGGCAGUAUAGCAGGAAUGAGCCCCUGACCUUCUCAUGGUUACGACGAUAUAUUAAAUGGCCGUUACUUCCACCUAAGAAUAUUAAAGACCUCAUGGAUCUUGAAGCUGUCCAUGAUGUCUUGGAUCUUUACCUGUGGCUAAGCUACCGGUUUAUAGAUAUGUUUCCAGAUGCCAGCCUUGUUCGAGAUCUCCAGAAACAAUUAGAUGGCAUUAUCCAAGAUGGUGUACAUAACAUCACCAAACUGAUUAAAAUUUCAGAGGCACAUAAACUGCUGAAUUUGCAGAACUCAUCAGCAGAAAGCCAGUCCCGUUUGUCAGGAACAGUAAAGAGCCAAACUAGAAGGAAUCACGGCACCAAAGCUUUAGGGAGUAAAGCUGCUGGACCACUUGGCCCUGGUGCAGGAGAGAAAUCCCUUGCUUCCAGAUUGGUGCAGCAAGGCCUCCUCACUGCAGACAUGCUGAAACAGCUAGAAAAAGAGUGGAUGACACAACAAACUGAGCAUGGCAAAGGAAGAACAGAAUCUGGGACUUCCUCAAAAGGGACAAGAAGAAAGAAGAAGGAACCCGAUUCAGAUUAGUUUUAUUUUUAUUUUUGCAAAUAAAAAUCUAUUUUAAAAUCC
Balaenoptera acutorostrata (minke whale) is the source of this 2506-nucleotide messenger RNA. RefSeq names its product Suv3 like RNA helicase (gene SUPV3L1). Lineage: Eukaryota; Metazoa; Chordata; Mammalia; Artiodactyla; Balaenopteridae. The coding region runs from base 497 to 2464 and encodes 655 amino acids. Gene Ontology annotation, molecular function: RNA helicase activity; ATP binding; hydrolase activity, acting on acid anhydrides. Gene Ontology annotation, cellular component: mitochondrial degradosome. Gene Ontology annotation, biological process: RNA catabolic process; mitochondrial RNA 3'-end processing. The transcript has 15 exons. The record is from RefSeq and is a predicted model, not a curated record.